Messenger RNA from Parathielavia appendiculata, 1431 nucleotides. RefSeq lists its product as uncharacterized. Bases 271 to 1317 code for a protein of 348 amino acids. Lineage: Eukaryota; Fungi; Ascomycota; Sordariomycetes; Sordariales; Chaetomiaceae. The transcript is spliced from 3 exons. The record is from RefSeq and is a predicted model, not a curated record.
CAGGAUUCGGGCCUCGAUUCUGGAAUGGCGGAUGGCGCCUUGGCGGCGCAACCUUCAGGGCUGACUGCCAGCUUUCCACGUGCUAGUCACGCCAGCGCUUUUCCUUCCUCUGCUCCUCGUUCCCAGCAAUUCAAGUUGCGCGGCCAGCGCAUUCGAUCAACAACCUCACGCCGGUAUCCGACUGCGAUUGGCCGGACUCGGAGGAGGCGGAACGGAGCCGGGCACCGCGAUUUGGGCAGCGAGAUGGACACCCAGCUCUGAAACCGAAUCAUGGACCCAUCGCCGCCCAGGGGAGCCCCAUCCCGUCCAUUUCCGGGCGACAAGGACAACAACACCCACGACCUGGUCCCACCGCGAGUACGCUUCGCCGAGGGGGAACCCCAGGCCAGUUACAAGAUUUACCAGUCGCAACCACGGCCGUACAGUCCAUCUGCUGCCACCGCAUCGUCAGCCGCGCUGCGCCCCGCGCCCCCGCAGCCUGCCGUGUACUGGGACGGGGAUGACGACCGGGACAGCGACGUCAGUCCUGCGGGCUACACUUUCUACCGCGAGGGCACGCCCCCGCCUCCCGAGUACGAGACCUCGGAGAAGCAGUCGGGCUACGGAGGCGCGCUGCCACCCGCCGUUGCCGACGGGUCGACUGCCGGUGGAGGCACCAUAGGGAGCGAUCGCGGCUUCGCUCCAGGGGCCUUCAGCCAGGGUGAAGUAAGCAACUGGAGCAUUGCCAACAGUAAUGAUGAUGUCACCCCGACGACCAAGAGAAAGCUGCUUUGGGUGAUCCUCGCCGUGGGGGUCCUGGUAGUCAUUGGCGUCGCUGUUGGCGUUGGCGUUGGUCUGGGUCUCGGCUUGUCCAAGGCGCAAGACUCGGCCGUGGCGCCCACCGUCCCGUCAAGCUCGCUACCAGCUUCGACAUCAGAGACGAAUCCGUCUCAAGCGAGCCCGUCCACCCGCGCCCCCAGCAGCAGUGAGACGGCCGCAGAAACGACCACUGGGCCGGCGUCAAACCCGCGACCAACCUACAACUCCGACUGCCCCGCUUUAAACAAUACCAUUUACCACGUCCCUGGCUCGACCAGAAGCUUCUUACGCACCUGCGGCAUCGACUAUGGCGGCAGCGGCGCCACUGACCUCGGCCAAGCUUAUACAGAGAGCAUGGCGGAUUGCAUGCACACCUGUGCCUCGUUCGACCAGUGCACUGCAUGUUCCUGGGGCUACCUUGAAGGGGACGAGGGCAGCAAACACCGCUGCUACAUGAAGAAGGACCUGAAGCAGUCUCACGUCGCGGCAAGCGAUUGGUGUUUUGCCAUUCUGCAAUGAGCUUCAUGGCAAGUCCUGUUUGUGACCACGGAUAGGGGGGGAGAUAGGAGAUACCCCCGUACACACGAUUUGAAGUAUUUGCUAAUAUAUAAUGAAUUAUGCCCUAUUUCACCU